Messenger RNA from Aegilops tauschii subsp. strangulata, 865 nucleotides. Lineage: Eukaryota; Viridiplantae; Streptophyta; Magnoliopsida; Poales; Poaceae. The record is from RefSeq and is a predicted model, not a curated record.
AUGGCAGCGGUGGAUCUGACGCGGCGACGGUGCAGGAGGUUGCGGGCAAGCAGGUUUUCGGCUAGAUCCGGCGGGCCGGGGGCCCGGCUGGUGGCGCAGGACGGGGGCCGGGGCUCGUCAUGGUCGCGGCAUCGGAAGGGGGCGGUUGUGGUUGCUGGCCUGCUCCUCGGAUCUGGCUCAUGGCCGUCGGCGGGUGGCUCGGAGCAGUCCCUCGAGGUCCCGGCGUGGAUGUGGGCUGCCACGGCGUGGUGGUGGCUCAUGGCGGUGGUCGGUGUCAUUUCACGGCAGUGGCUGGACUUCUCCGGCGUCAGCCGGUCGGAGGCCUCAAGUCAGAAGAUGAAGAAGAGGAGGAGAAAGUUAGACCCAAGUCACAAGUAGCUCCAGAUGACGCACCCAGACGUCGCCCUCUCCUUGUUGAUGAGAAUGCACUAACGUCUGAUGAAGCCAUGUGGGCCUUCUAUGAGCACUGGUGCAAGUUUCAUGGCAUAUCAUGUGACCGUUCUGAGAUGGAACGCCGGUUCAAGACAUUUAGUGAUACCGCAAGGCUUGUGCACAAGGUGAACAAUUCUCUUGUGCAUGGCGAGUUGGCGAUGAGCAAAUUUGCAGAUCGGACCAAGAAGGAGAUGUCUCGUCCUAGCCUAGGAUCUAGGCGCACAAAAAAAAUGAUCUCAUCCCUUUAUGAUGUACUCUUGUGUGACCCUUAAGCCACAAGUUAUGCUUCUCUUGUGAUCCAAGACAUGCCUCUAAUUUCUAGCAGUAAUGUGUGUCUCAUUUUAGCUUUGGUAUAAGCCUGUAUCUGCGUGUAUAUUGGACAAGAGUAUCUUUCGCUUUGUUGUAUGAGCUCAUUUAGCUUUAAUAAAUGCUA